GUGGAAGAAAAAAAGGUGUAGUAAUUUGCUUAACACCAGCUUCGUGCCUUCUGCUAUAAAUAUGGGAUUCUAAGUUCUUAGCUUCCCAUCUCAAUAGCUCAUUCAGCUUCUUCUUCUCUCUUUUACUAUUAGUUCUUUUGAUUUUUUUUCUCGGUUGCAUUAUUUGUAGCAGAAACAUGGGGUUCUCCCUAACAUUUCAUUAUUGCCUUUUUUCUGUCAUGGUGCUUUUGCCUGCACUGUGUUACUCUCAGGACUAUUUCGUAGGGUCCAGAGCAACUUACUAUGGCAGUCCUGACUGCUUGGGGACUCCAAGUGGAGCCUGUGGGUUUGGAGAAUAUGGAAGGACCGUCAAUGAUGCCAAUGUGGCUGGGGUUUCCAGGCUCUACAAGAAUGGAACUGGCUGUGGUGCUUGCUAUCAGGUUAGGUGCACAAACCCUCAACUCUGUACUGAUAAUGGGGUGAACAUAGUGGUGACUGACUAUGGCGAAGGAGACAACACCGAUUUCAUUCUCAGCCCCCGUGCGUACUCAAGGAUGGCACGAUCAGACACCGCAGCACAGCUGUUUGCCUAUGGCGUAGUUGAUGUCCAAUACCAGAGAAUCCCCUGUCGCUACGGUGGUAAAAAGCUCCAGUUUAAGGUUCAUGAACAUAGCAGAUACCCAAGUUACUUGGCCAUUGUAAUCUUGUACCCAGCUGGCAAAAAUGAAAUCCUAGCCGUUGAUAUUUGGCAGGAGGAUUGUAAAGAAUGGAUAGGAAUGAGGAGAGCGUACGGGGCUGUUUUCGACAUGGCUAAUCCGCCAUUGGGAGAUGUCAGUUUGAGGUUCCAAGUGCGUGGCGACGCCGGUUUGACAUGGGUGCAGGCACCAAAUAUCAUUCCUAGUGAUUGGAAAGUUGGAGUUGCUUAUGAAUCAGAUAUUCAGCUUGAGUAAAGGGCAUCCGAAUUGCACUUAUGAAAAAGAAAGAAUUUUUAAAAGGAAAAUCAGACUACUUGCUGAUUAAUUUCUCAAUUAUAGUUGCUUUGUUUUGUCAUUAAGUACUUGUUUGUAAGACGGCGAAGCGCGGUCAGGCUUUGCCUCGUGAUCAAUUAAAAAAAAAAUAAUUUGGGUACAUGUACUUUUGCUUGAUGUUUGUGUAUCAACCAAUA
Durio zibethinus is the source of this 1144-nucleotide messenger RNA. RefSeq names its product expansin-like B1 (gene EXLB1). Gene Ontology annotation, cellular component: extracellular region. NCBI's taxonomy places the organism in Eukaryota, Viridiplantae, Streptophyta, Magnoliopsida, Malvales, Malvaceae. The record is from RefSeq and is a predicted model, not a curated record. Gene Ontology annotation, biological process: sexual reproduction.